AGACGCCUGAGUCGGAGAGACAGGGGGCAGAGGUUGCCAAGCCCUGGCUGCCACUUGUCAGGUUCCCUGUGCUAGACAUGCAUAAUCUGUAUUCCAUCACUGGGUACCCGGACCCACCAGGGACCAUGGAGGAGGAGGAGGAGGAUGAUGACUAUGAGAACUCAACACCUCCCUACAAGGACCUUCCUCCCAAGCCAGAUGCCCAGUCAUCCCUUUGGAGAGGCUCACAUGGCAAGGAACUGAGGCCUCCCACCAACAGCCAUGUGAGUGCAUCAUCUUGGAAGCAGAUCCUCUAGCCCCAGUCAAGCCUGCAGAUGACUUGCAGUCCCAGGCAACAUCUUGACUACAAUCACGCAAGAGAUCUCAAGCUAGAACUACCCAGCUAAGCUGCUCUCAGAUUCCUGAACCACAGAAACUGGACCAUGGAGGAGGAGGAGGAGGAUGAUGACUAUGAGAACUCAACACCUCCCUACAAGGACCUUCCUCCCAAGCCAGUCUCUUCCCACAACGACUCAGAGCUGGUCCAUGUGAUAAAUAGAAUACUGUAUAGUGGAGACCAUCCUUUGUGACUUGUGAGGCUAGAUCAUAGGAGCAUGGUGGCUUCUAUCUUUGCCUCUGCCAUGUUGUGAAGAUGCCCAGUCAUCCCUUUGGAGAGGCUCACAUGGCAAGGAACUGAGGCCUCCCACCAACAGCCAUGUGAGUGCAUCAUCUUGGAAGCAGAUCCUCUAGCCCCAGUCAAGCCUGCAGAUGACUUGCAGUCCCAGGCAACAUCUUGACUACAAUCACGCAAGAGAUCUCAAGCUAGAACUACCCAGCUAAGCUGCUCUCAGAUUCCUGAACCACAGAAACUGGACCAUGGAGGAGGAGGAGGAGGAUGAUGACUAUGAGAACUCAACACCUCCCUACAAGGACCUUCCUCCCAAGCCAGGUUCAAGUGCUCCACCAAGACCUCCAAGGGCAGCAAAGGAAACAGAGAAACCCCCACUUCCUUGCAAGCCCCGGAACAUGACAGGCCUGGACCUCGCCGCUGUCACCUGUCCACCUCCUCAACUGGCUGUGAAUCUUGAGCCUUCUCCAUUGCAGCCAUCCCUGGCCGCAACUCCAGUCCCCUGGCUCAAUCAGAGGUCUGGAGGUCCUGGCUGCUGCCAGAAGAGGUGGAUGGUGUACCUGUGUCUGCUGGUGGUGACUUCCCUGUUCCUGGGCUGCCUUGGUCUCACUGUGACCCUGAUUAAGUACCAGGAGUUGAUGGAAGAACUGAGAAUGUUAAGCUUUCAGCAGAUGACGUGGCGAACAAAUAUGACUGGCAUGGCAGGGCUAGCUGGCCUGAAGCAUGACAUUGCCCGUGUAAGAGCUGACACCAACCAGUCCCUGGUGGAACUUUGGGGCUUAUUAGACUGCCGCCGAAUUACCUGUCCUGAAGGCUGGCUGCCCUUUGAGGGCAAGUGUUACUACUUCUCCCCAAGCACCAAGUCAUGGGAUGAGGCCCGGAUGUUCUGCCAGGAGAAUUACUCUCACUUGGUCAUCAUCAAUAGCUUUGCUGAGCACAAUUUUGUGGCCAAGGCCCAUGGCUCUCCACGGGUGUACUGGCUGGGGCUGAAUGACAGGGCCCAGGAAGGGGACUGGAGGUGGCUGGAUGGGUCUCCUGUGACAUUAAGCUUCUGGGAGCCAGAGGAACCCAAUAACAUCCACGAUGAGGACUGUGCUACCAUGAACAAAGGUGGCACCUGGAAUGAUCUCUCUUGCUACAAAACUACGUAUUGGAUUUGUGAGCGGAAAUGUUCCUGUUGAAGCCCAGGGCCGAGGCUGGGGGUCCAUAUCUGAGUGUCUCUUUGAGAUGAGAAUCUCCUGCCCUUUCGUGGACGGCCUUGCCUCUUCGUGAGUGGACACACAGAUGUGCCUCAAACAGGAUUGGCACCCUGGAUGCAGCAAGUUCCCAGGGGUGCAAGUCAGGCUGUUUCUAGAGUGAGGACUUGGGCUUGCCCUAGUAGAUGGUGAGCUGGGAGGAUGCUCAGAGCUUGGUGGUGGGAGGUCUCCCACUUCUGGGGUUGAAAGGAUCUUCACUAAGUUCCUGAUCAUGACUCUUGGGAAGUGAUACUAGCCCUGAGGACCCUGGGGCUGGUGUUGAACCUGGGAUGAAAUAUCCUGGCGCCUGUGAACCACAAAGAGCUGGGACUGGGCUCCUUUUCCUGCAGCCUCAAACUUCUGGGCUCAGGUGAUCCUCCCAUCUCAGCCUCCUGAGUAGCUGGGACUACACAUGCGCACCACCAUGCCUGGCCAAUUUUUUGUAGCAUUUAAAGAGAGGGAGUCUCACUAUGUUGCCCAGGCCAGUCUCAAACUCCUUGCCUCAAUGGAUCCUCCUACUUGGGCUUCCCAAAUUGUGAGGAUUACAGGUGUGAGCCACUGUGCCUGGCUCAAAAUUAUUAUUAUUAUUUUUAUAGAGAUGAGGUCUCACUCUGUUGCCGAGGCUGGUCUCAAACUCCUGGGGUCAAGCAAUCCUUCCGUGAUGGCCUCCCAAAGUGCUGGGAUUACAGGCAUGUGUCACCGUACCUGGCCGAUAUUUUUAUUUUUAUUUUUACUUUCCCCAUCUUUUCCUUUUUUUUUUUUUUCCAAACAAAAGCUUUGAAAGUGGUGACAGAAAAAUUUCCCUUUGAGCUAGACCUCUAGAUCUGCCUCGCACAGAAAUACAUUAAGUGGGCUGGUCUCAUGUAGUCCCCACAUCAUUGCAAAUUACAAACCUAAAAAUACAGAACAUCAGCGGAGAAGACAGGAGAGCUUCUAUAUUCACCCCAUGUCGUCCUCUCCAGACACUGCUUCCUUCCUGGUCUCAAACAGCACAAAUAACCCAGAAACCAUCAAAAUUAUUUUUGACCAGCAACUUUCUCAAUGUCUUGGGUGAGGUUUGCACAAGCUAAGUGGCAGAAUCAGACUUUUGCCAGAAGACUUGGCCCGUGGAACUUCUAUCCUUUUUUUUUUUUUUUUUUUUUUUUGAGAUAGGGUUUCAUUCUACUACCCAGGCUGGAGUGCAGUGGCACAAUCAUAGCUUACUGCACCCUCUGCCUCCUGGGCUCGAGUGAUCCUCCUGCCUCAGCCUCCCAAGUAGCUGGGACUACAGGCGUUCACCCUCACACCUGGCUGGCCCAUGGAACUUCUAGAAAGGCAUACCAGCUGAAAAGCAAGACCCCUACAUAGUGUGGCCAGGCAGGCCAUAACCUGGUCAUAUCCACACAGGACAACGAUGGACCUAUCUGCCAGCACGUGCCCUUGAGCUAUCUGUGGGUUGUAACGUCUUUGAUGAUAUAAUUCACUUUACUUGCCAGGCACAGUGGCUCACGCCUGUAAUCCCAGCACUCUGGGAGACUGAGGUGGGCUGAUCACCUGGGGUCAGG
Homo sapiens (human) is the source of this 3386-nucleotide messenger RNA. It is a transcript of the gene CLEC17A, whose product is annotated as C-type lectin domain containing 17A. The coding region runs from base 856 to 1788 and encodes 310 amino acids. The transcript is spliced from 16 exons. NCBI's taxonomy places the organism in Eukaryota, Metazoa, Chordata, Mammalia, Primates, Hominidae. Gene Ontology annotation, cellular component: membrane. The record is from RefSeq and is a predicted model, not a curated record.